AUGAGAGUGACAGCCUUUGUCCUGUUCUUGGCCCUGGCACUUAUCCAUACAGAAUGUGCCCAGCAUGGUCAGCAGGUUGAUUGCAGUAAGUUUAAAAAGUUACCACCAGGAAAAGAGAGACCGUGUUAUGAAAUAUAUCAACCAAUUUGUGGAUCUGAUGGCAAAACUUAUGCCAAUGAUUGCUUCUUUUGUUCUGAAGUUGAGAAAACUGGCAACAAACUUAAAUUUGUACAUCGUGGACAAUGUUGAAUCUAUCUUGUG
Molossus molossus (Pallas's mastiff bat) is the source of this 261-nucleotide messenger RNA. It is a transcript of the gene SPINK9, whose product is annotated as serine peptidase inhibitor Kazal type 9. The record is from RefSeq and is a predicted model, not a curated record. The coding region runs from base 1 to 249 and encodes 82 amino acids. The transcript has 4 exons. NCBI's taxonomy places the organism in Eukaryota, Metazoa, Chordata, Mammalia, Chiroptera, Molossidae. Gene Ontology annotation, molecular function: protein binding; serine-type endopeptidase inhibitor activity.